This is a messenger RNA of Leptinotarsa decemlineata (Colorado potato beetle), 1377 nucleotides long. RefSeq names its product activating signal cointegrator 1 complex subunit 1. The record is from RefSeq and is a predicted model, not a curated record. NCBI's taxonomy places the organism in Eukaryota, Metazoa, Arthropoda, Insecta, Coleoptera, Chrysomelidae. Gene Ontology annotation, cellular component: nucleus. Gene Ontology annotation, biological process: regulation of DNA-templated transcription; DNA alkylation repair.
CGUAUGACAUAUUCACAAACCACCUACUAGUAAGAGUAAGUAGUUUGUGGCGUGGACAUAUUGUUUAUUGAUAUUUUGAAAUGUCCGAUAAAGUAAUCAAAACUAUUGGGUCGUCUAAACCAAUACGGAUGUGGAUAGAUGGAAAAUGUUUUAAUUUGAGACAUUACAAAGGGACAAAGGUUGUACAUACAGGAAGUGUGGAGUGUUCAUCAGAAAGGAAUGAAGCUUAUCAUGAAAAUGAUGAGAUGGUACCAGAUAAUGGGAUUGGCUCAGAUAUAACUUUUAUCACUGAUAAUAGUGGGAAAUUGUGCACAGGCUUUGAAUUACCUUCUUUAUAUUAUAUAAAAUUACACCAAAAGGACUUGUUAGAUUUAAACUCUGUGUCAAAAAGGACAAACACUAACAUUACAGUACCAAAACUCUCACAAGAAGGAAAGUUGAUGAUAUGCGGUGAUACUAAAUUCAAUAUAAUAGAGGCCAUCAAUGAAAUUUACUCUGCAGUAGGUCAGAUUAGAGACAGAAAUGUAGCAUUACAAUUCAUUUCAAUACCAUUAUUGAGCAAUGAAAUACAAACCAAUUUCAAAAAGUUUAAAAAUGAAAUUCUAUCUGAAGAAGAUCUUUAUGGGAUAGAAGAUUCAAUAUUCCAGAGUCAUUUAAAAUUACACCUUACAAUAAAUGUGAUGGUUCUGUUGGAUUCUAGAGAGAAAAAUGAAGCUAUCAAAGCUUUGGAAGACUGUAAUACAACCAUUAUGAAACCAUUAUUAGAUGUAACUGGACCUUUGAAAAUUCAGGUAUCUGGAAUUGAAUGUAUGAACAAUAAUUAUGAAAAAGUUGAUGUUCUUUAUGCAAAGGCAAAAUUUUUAAACGAAACUGAAGAUAUUACUUUGCAAAGAGUCUCUAAUGCUAUCUCAGAUUUUUUUUAUGAAAGAGGACUCCUAAAGAGACACCAAGAAAAUGUUAAAUUGCACAUGACUUUAAUGAAUUCAAAGUACAGGAAAGAUUUGAAUAGUCCUAAGAAAAAAUGGACAAAAAGAAAGAGUUUUGAUGCUCGAAAAAUAAUGGAAAAGUAUAAAAACUUUGAAUUUGGGCAGUGUAAUUUUAACUGCAUUCAUCUUUCAAAAAUAUCUUCUAAAGGCGAAGAUGGGUUUUAUGAACCUCUGAGUUAUAUCAAUAUAUAAAGUUAAUUUUAGAAUUGACUUUAUCAGCUUCUUGGUUUGUAUCAGUAUAUGAAGUAAAAAGUUUUUUUAAAGUACAAUUUUUUUUGAUGAGUGAAAAAAACAGAAGAAAUGAAUGAAUGAAUGAAUUAAUUUCAAGAAACAUAACAUGUUUAUAGUAGGGACAAUGUUGUAACAUACAAAUUGAAAAAAAAAGAAAAAA